AGAGAUUAUAGUGGUGUGUAAACAAAUGGCUUAUGGCGUGGGUCGGGUAUCUUAUCGAAAACAAACACUGCUAGAACAGUAUUUUGUGCAGUGGCUGAAUUUGCAGCAGGAAAAAGCAUCGAUUAUGGGAUGUCUUUUCCACAAGGGAAGGCGACAGGAUACUAAAGAUUCAAAAGUAAAGGAAUAUUCGUGGGACAAACGAGAUAAAGUCAACCUGAAAGAUUUUACUGUGGAAAAUUUGGACAACGAAGAAAUUUGGAAGCUGCCGGGAACAAUUAAUGGCCAACAGUUUGUUAUUCAGAAAUGCAAAACAUCAACUGUAUAUUUAUUAGAUCAUAUAAAUACCAUAACUAUCGACGAUUGUGUGAAUUGUAAAUUUGUAAUAGGUGCUGUAAAGGGCAGCAUUUUUCUGAGAAACUGCAAGGACUGUUCUUGUGUUGUGGCUUGUGGACAGUUUCGAUCCUGUGACUGCAGGAAAAUAGAUGUAUUUUUAUGUUGCCCAACACAACCUGUCAUAGAAGCAUCAACUAGUAUGCACUUUGGCUGUUAUCAGUUGUAUUAUGAUGACCUCGAAGAUCAGUUUCAUCAAGCAGGGUUAAGUGCAUUUAAUAAUGAGUGGAGUGUCAUUCAUGACUACACACCUGUAGAAGGAGAAAAUAAUUGGUGCCUUCUUCCCGAUACAAUAACAAUCCAUGAUUAUAUCUCCAUUCCAAAAGCAGAAGAACUGAAAAAGUUAAAUCUGUCUUUGCUUGAAGAUAAAAGUGUUGUGCCAUACACUUGGGGACCACACAAGACAAUGGAUGGGGAAUCAUGUCUUGUAAUAUUUUUCACAGAUGGGCAGCAAGUUCAGCGUGCAAAAGCUUUCAUCAACACUCUGAAGAGAGAAAACGCUGAUUGUUUGUUACUUCUGAGCAAGGAGGUUCAGUUGAGUACUGCUGAAGCGGAGAAAGUUUUUAGGUCAACUUCUUACAACAGCAUCAUUCAGAGAGGCCCUGUUGUUGGUCUCCAUUAUUGUGGACCUGAAUGCAUUUCUUCAUGUCAACAAGUGGCAGUGAAUAUAGCAAAAGACACUGGCUCAACUGGUCUUGUUUAUGUUAGUACCAAUCCCAAGUUUUCACUUAAGCAAGUGGAAAGUUUCUUCAACUUCACUAUCCCAUGUGGAGUAUGAUAAUGAGGAAGACUGCUAUAAUCUGGUGUAAGAUUUUGUUUUACGUAUCUACAUGGGAUUUUAACAACUGCACAAUCUCUCAUUUUGUUACACAUGAGCUGUCACAGAGAAAUUUUGAUGACUUUGUAUUGUUCGAACUGAUGUUCAUGAUAUAUUUAUACAUUUUUUAUGACUGUACUUAUUUAACAAUGCCAAAAUAUUUACAUUGUAGUCAUUUGAUGCUAGUCAUUAAUGUAAGAAAAAAGAAGCACAUUUACACUUUUUUAAGUUUUUGUUAUUUAAAUUUUGCUGUUAACCAAUCACAAAGGCUGUCUGUGUUGUAAAUAUUUAUACAA
Molecule: messenger RNA, 1503 nt
Organism: Schistocerca serialis cubense
Lineage: Eukaryota; Metazoa; Arthropoda; Insecta; Orthoptera; Acrididae
Product: protein XRP2-like
Exons: 7
Coding region: 26-1168 (380 amino acids)
Biological process (GO): post-Golgi vesicle-mediated transport
Cellular component (GO): cilium; periciliary membrane compartment
Molecular function (GO): GTPase activator activity
Source: RefSeq, a predicted model, not a curated record